AUGGCCGGUUUAAUGCAAGUAACCUGUCUCUUAGUGCUCAUUGCCAUCGCACACAGUUGGACGAUUCCUUCGGUUGAUACAGAAGAUCGAAAGCUACUUGAUGCUGUUGAUCCUGUUUGUACCAAAACCGUUGGCACGCCAUCUGAUGAAAAACUGACAACAACUGUCUGCACGAAAGAACNCAAGAUGGCCGAAUGGACCUCUCAAACAAUAAAUAAAAGAGGAAGAGAAAGACUGCAGGGCCUCAUGUCUCCAUCAAGACUCCUUAUCGGAGAGAUUGAGGGCGGCAAUUUGUGGCGUUGCCUGGCCACCUAUGUUACCACCCUUAUUGCUGUUGUAAAUGAUCAUGGUUGA
Adineta ricciae is the source of this 354-nucleotide messenger RNA. The record is from the annotation of a GenBank genome assembly. Lineage: Eukaryota; Metazoa; Rotifera; Eurotatoria; Adinetida; Adinetidae.